CGCUCACGGCACAGGGCGGAAACCAGCGCGGCGCGGUGUCAGCUGGGUAAAACCGUGUCUCAUCCAGGAAGAAAGGACCAGUGCUGCUGCUUUCUCUGCGAGCCUGCACACUCUCCAUACACUUAUACAGGAUCAAAUCACUGCUCCCGUAAUUUAGCAGUUAUGGCCGAGUUGGCGGGUUUGGUGGCUCGUUUGGAGGUAGCAGUGGGGAGGCUGGAGGGCAUGUCUCUGUCUGGAGGAGGAGGAGGAGGGGCUGCUUCUCCUUCUGGAGGACCUGUGGCCAAGUUUGUGGAGGAGUAUGACGACAUCGUGAGCGGAGCUGUGGCUCAGUAUCUGUCUCUCAGUCAGAAGAUCGGAGGAGACGUCCAGAAACAUGCGGACAUGAUGAAGCAGGGCUUUGCUGCUGUCAGACAGAUCCUUGUGCUCGCCUCCUCACAUCAGAAACCCUCAGACGUAAGUACUGCCAACACUGCUACUGCUAUUACUAUUACUAUUACCACUGCUACUAAUACUACUACUACUAAACUAAAAAAAAUAUAUUAAAACAAUAUCAAGAUU
Messenger RNA from Boleophthalmus pectinirostris (great blue-spotted mudskipper), 558 nucleotides. Its product is annotated as adenylyl cyclase-associated protein 1-like. Gene Ontology annotation, molecular function: adenylate cyclase binding; actin binding. NCBI's taxonomy places the organism in Eukaryota, Metazoa, Chordata, Actinopteri, Gobiiformes, Gobiidae. Gene Ontology annotation, biological process: cytoskeleton organization; cell morphogenesis; regulation of adenylate cyclase activity. The coding region runs from base 163 to 543 and encodes 126 amino acids. The record is from RefSeq and is a predicted model, not a curated record. Gene Ontology annotation, cellular component: cytoplasm. The transcript is spliced from 4 exons.